This is a messenger RNA of Liolophura sinensis, 3066 nucleotides long. RefSeq names its product protein MCM10 homolog. The record is from RefSeq and is a predicted model, not a curated record. The coding region runs from base 472 to 2502 and encodes 676 amino acids. Gene Ontology annotation, cellular component: nuclear replication fork; nucleus. The transcript is spliced from 19 exons. Gene Ontology annotation, molecular function: DNA replication origin binding; single-stranded DNA binding. Lineage: Eukaryota; Metazoa; Mollusca; Polyplacophora; Chitonida; Chitonidae. Gene Ontology annotation, biological process: DNA replication initiation; DNA replication.
UUUGCAACCCUUAAACAAGGGAAUAUAUAGUGACGCAAAAGACAAAAAUAAUAAAAGCAGAAAUAACUCUCCGAAAGAUGUAAAGCCUUGUGCUGAUGCUCUUAAGUUGCCAUCUCCAAGUCAAAGCCCUCAAAAUACGGAGACGGCCAGAUUGCAAGAGGAAUUGCGAAAAAUGCAAGAGCAGAUGCUUCGGCUUCAACAACCAGGUGCUUCAGUCUCAACAAGCCCAGGAUGCGCUACAUACUUUUUCUGAAGCACUGACCAAAGGAGAUAAGUGUAGUCAGUCAAAGCAGUUUCCUAACAACACGACCAAACAGAAAGGAAGUUCUGAGUCAAAAAAACUCUCCAUUUGGGGGAACUGAAACAGAAUCAGUGGCAGAAUAUGUUGGUGAAAGAAAUUCAACAGGAAAAAAGUCAAGUGUCGACAAUAAUGAUGUUUUUUUUCCGGACAGUGAUAGUGACUGGGAAGACAUGGAAGGGGAGAAGAAUACAACCCUAAGUGAAGAGGGAAAAGAAUUAAAAAAGCUGCUGGGUGGUAAGCAAAAACGAACAGCUCACAGUACCUCCUAUAGCCCCUCAGUGUUUAAGAAGCAGCUUCCUGAGGCAAAAUGGAAGAUAAAGUCAAAGGAUGUUGUGGCCAAAGCAGAGCAGCCCAAGGCCACAGCUGUCAGCCUGGAAUCAAAGUUUAUGACCGAGUCAGAUGAUGUGAUGGUCUUUGCUGGAAUUCGUAUUAUCAACCCAAAGGUGUCUAGUGAAUUGCUGCGCAUCAAGAUGGAUGGACGAAAGGUGAUAAAGAUGUCCCGUCUGAGCUUCAAGAUGAACACAACUGAUCUGGAAGGAAACUGGGUGACAUUUGGGGUUAUUGUUCACAAGUCAGAGACAAGAAAAUCGUCCAAUGGUAACAAUUACUCCAUCUGGAAGCUAAGCGAUCUUGAGGAUACAGAUAAGACAAUGACAUUUUUUUUGUUCAAAGAUGUAUAUAAACAACACUGGAAAUGCCAACAAGGGACAGUGUUGGGCCUACUAAACCCAAACUUAAUGCAAAAAGCAGAGAAGUUUCAGUCAGAAAAUUCCUUCACCAUUGAUCACCCUGGUCAGAUGCUUAUAAUUGGUCAGUCCAAAGAUUUGGGGAUCUGUAAAGGCACUACGAAGACAGGAAAAAUGUGCACUAACUUCAUCAACAAGAAACAAAGCGAGUAUUGCACCUACCAUGUUCAGUCUGUGUACAAGAGAACAAGUGCCAAGCGAACUGACCUGCAGUCUGGGUUCACCGGAGUGGUUCCGAAGUCCUUCAGCAAGAAGAUAAUUCCCACUGGAUCACAUGUAUUUUAUGGUGGUCAGACGUUCUCUACACUUCCGUCUUCUGGUAAAGCCACUACCAAGAAAGGUGUAAACUUGCAACAGCUUCAACGACACAACUCUUCUUCAUCCAAGGGGAAAGUAACAACCUUAACUUUACAUGAACUUGCACCAGUAAAGGAUGAUAAGGGGAUGGGAACGGAAAUGAUAAAAGAACAACCAUUCUUAGACUUCUUGAGCACACCCACUGUUGGUUCCUUGAAUCUUGUGAAACAUCUCAUCAAGAAGGAAAAUGCCAGCGAAAAACAAUCUGGAAAGGUCCAGGUGGUGUCUAUAUCACCUGGUGAACUGCUCAAACAACAUAAGCAGCAGGCAAACCGGCUCAAGCAACGGUGCACCAAACAGUCUGGAGGAUUAACAUCUGGGCCCCAGUUGGGCCGAGGUUUAAAGCCAGGCCAGGAUAUUGUAUUUGGAAGUUCACCUCAAGAACGUCCCUAUAUUCAUAAAGACACACCAAGGCCAAUGCGCCCAAAAAACACGGAGCUAGCAAAAAAACAGGCAAUUGCCAAAGUGCUAGCCAAAGGCGGCAUCUCCAAGGAAGAUCCAAAUGCUGUGCGGAAAUCGAAGACCUCACCACAAAGUGAGAAUCGAGUGAGAAAAAGAGUGGCUGAUCAUCUGGAAGCAGAGUCCCCUGAAAGGAUUGAGGAACCAGUCCAGAAAAGGUCUCGAUAUUUAGGAAAUGUAGAUCUGAAUUCUGAGGCUAUUCAAGGUUUGCUAAAGGCAAAGUCAUCACAUGCUGGAGCUUUGGCGCAGUUGGAAGCCGAAAGGCAUGAAAAGUACUUUACAGAGCUGGAAAAAAAGGAAAAGUGUGAGCAGCAAAUGUUGGAUAUAACACAGAUAAAGUGCACUGCCUAUACAUGUCAACAGUGUAAGUACACAGCUUUGUCAAUCUCUGACCUCUGCAAGGCUGAGGGUCACAAGGUCAAUCAGAUCAAGGGCAUGAAGAGGUUUUUUAAGUGUCAAGACUGUAACACCAGAACAAUGACACUUCAUCGGUAUCCCACUCUACCUUGCAGGAGCUGCAAAGGGAAAUCCUUCAUUAAGACAUCCAUGUGGAAGGAGAAGGAAGGGCCAAAGUUGGAAUCAGAGAUUUUACAUGUCACCGGUGACACACAGAAAUUUCUAGACAGUCAGAUUAAAUGAUCACUCCUCAUUGAUUGUGAAAGAUAAGCUUGGAUUGAAGACUUUUUAAAUCAAAAAUGAUAUACAGACAGGAAAAAUAGCCGGCAAUUUUGCAAGGUUAAUGUUGCAUUGUAUUUGUCCUUACAUAUAAGGUUUAGUUAAGGGUUAAUGUUCACACCAGAAUUACUUUUGUAUAUGACAACUGAAGGUAAAUGAUGAAUAGAAUCAGCUAUCAGGAUAUACUAAAAUAAUAUGUAAUUUUUCAUAACAGCACUCAUUGCAAAAAUUUCCUGCUUUUAUUGUGAAAAAUAUUGUCAGGACAUUAUUUAUUUUUAGACCAUGGUAGUCAGUUACGUGGAUUGAGGGGCAUUGAUUUGUAAUUUGUUAUAUACAUGUUUACAGAGAAAAAAAAAGUAUCUGUGAAAACUCCAGUAAAGUGAAUAUUUAAAUCAUUUGGCUUAUAUCCAUGUUUUAUAGUAUUUGAGAGAUUUUUACCACAUCCUCAACUUGUUUGUAAAUAAAAUUUCCAUGCAAUUAUUUGUUCCUGUUAUAUAUAUUCAUGUGUGGUGAAACAUUAUGUUAGCU